AGGGGUCGUUGAAGUUGAUGGAGCCGCCAUCUUGAAAAGUGCCCUCUGAUGGUCUACCUUUUCGCGCCUGUCAGAAUCAUUUGUAAACACUUUAUUUUUUUCAUAGGAUACGUAUGUUCAUGGCUUUUUAUUUUGUUAACACUCUAGACUAAUGACUCUAUAAGCUACAUGCCGGGGACUCGCCAUUUGUCGUUGUUUAUCGGUGUUCGUUGAUCUAUUGAGGACGAAUUGGUCGUUCUUCUGCAUGUGUCCUGUGUCCAAAACUCUCACUUGUCACAGCUGCCUGUGGAGCCUGUAAUGGGCCAGAACUCCCAAAGAGCACAAGCAUUAUUUUAUUUUUAACCUCUGGACCCUGCCCCAGUCAGAAACAUCAUGUUUUGGAAGUUUGAUUUACACACAACGUCCCACAUUGACACUCUACUGGAGAAGGAGGAUGUGACUCUGACAGAGGUGAUGGACGAGGAGGAUGUCCUCCAAGAGUGCAAGGCCCAGAACCACAAGCUGGUGGACUUUCUUGUACGGCCUCAAUGCAUGGAGGACCUGGUCACCUACAUUACACAGGAGCCAAGUGAUGAUGUGGAGGAGAAAAUCAAGUACAAGUACCCCAACAUAUCCUGUGAACUCCUUACCUCAGAUGUUGGACAGAUCAAUGACAGACUUGGAGAAGAUGAAAGUUUACUAAUGAAACUUUAUGGCUUUUUGCAAAACGAAUCUCCCCUCAACCCUUUACUCGCCAGCUUCUUCAGCAAAGUCUUGAGCAUUCUCAUCGGAAGGAAACCAGAACAGAUUGUGGAGUUUCUGCGGAAGAGGGAAGACUUUGUGGACUUGAUGAUUAAACACAUAGGGACCUCUGCCAUCAUGGACUUGCUGCUCAGAAUGCUGACCUGCAUUGAACCACAGCAGCUCAGACAAGAUGUGCUAAAUUGGCUGAAUGAGGAGAAGGUAAUCCAAAGGCUGGUAGAUAUGGUCCAGCCUUCUCAGGAUGAGGAUAGGCACUCUAAUGCAUCCCAGUCUCUGUGUGAGAUCAUCCGCCUCAGCAGAGAUCAGAUGUUCCAAGUGCAGGGCUGCUCUGAGCCUGACCCUUUACUGGCCACACUGGAGAAGCAAGAGACUGUGGAGCAGUUGCUGUCCAACAUUUUCGACAAAGAGAAAAAUGACUCUGCGAUUGUCAGUGUAAUUCAGAUUCUUUUGACACUCUUUGAGACACGAAGACCAGCAUUUGAAGGCCAUUUGGAGAUCUGUCCCCCAGGGAUGAACCACCCAUCUUUCUCAGUCAAUCAGAGCAUUCUAGAGGCUGUCAGACCCAGGCUCAAAGACUUCCAUCAACUGCUCCUUGAACCCCCAAAGAAGAAUAUCAUGAAAACCACAUGGGGGGUGCUGGACCCUCCAGUGGGCAACACCCGGCUGAAUGUGGUCCGUCUGGUGGCAAGCCUCCUCCAGACCAACACGCUUAUCAUCAACAUGGAGCUCAUCAACCUCAACACUCUAGGAGUGAUACUUGAUAUGUACUUCAAAUAUAUAUGGAAUAACUUCCUGCAUAUACAAGUUGAAAUAUGCACAGCAAUGAUUCUGGCGAUGCCCCCAGCUCAAAGUGAAACCCCAGAAAUCAACAGAGAUCAGGACCAGGAGCCUGUCAGAGAAAGUCACCUGAUCAAGCAUCUGUUUCAGAAGUGCCAGUUUAUACAGAGAAUUCUUGAUGCAUGGAGCUCCAAUGAGAAGGAGCAGGCUGAGGGUGGACGUCGGCGAGGCUACAUGGGCCACUUAACUAGAAUAGCCAACUCCAUAGUGCACAACAGCGAUAAGGGGCCCAAUAGUGCACAGAUACAGCAGCUCAUCUCUGAGCUCUCAGAGGAUGAUAAAGAGAGAUGGGAGGCCUUCACUUCUGGUCAGCUAGCGGACACGAACAAGAAAAAUACUGUAGACCUGGUGAACACACACCAUAUUCACUCAUCCAGUGAUGAUGAGGGUGAGUUCAAGGACAGUGGAUUCCACCAGGAUUCAUCUCUACAACAAGCCUUUUCUGAUUAUCAGAUGCAACAAAUGACGUCCAAUUUUAUUGAGCAGUUUGGCUUCAAUGACGAAGAGUUUGCUGAUCAGGAUGAUGUCGUCGAUAUUCCCUUUGAUAGAAUAUCAGACAUCAACUUUUCCUUGAACACAAAUGAAAGUGCAAAUAUAGCCCUGUUUGAGGCCUGUUGUAAGGAGAAGAUCCAUCAGUUUGAAGAUGCAGGGUCUGAUGAAGAAGACAUCUGGGAUGAGAAAGAUGUCACUUUUGCUCCGGAAGCCCAGAGACGCCCUCGGAGCUCUGGCAGUACAGACAGUGAGGAGAGCACAGACUCGGAGGAAGAGGAUGUGAAACGGGAUCCAUUUGAGCCUAACAACGGCAGCUCUGAUGACAGGAUGGAAGUGGAUACGACUGAGGGGCCGGUGUGGACAGCUAACUUUGACGACAUACCCAUGGACACCGGGAGUUCUACGGCGAUGGGAGCCCCUGCCCCAGUCAUCCCUGCCCCGGCCUCCCCCUCCUCCCCUGCCGUCCUACCAGAGCCUGCUGGCUGGAACUCCCCCAACGCCUCCCCUGACACAGCCACGGGCUGGGCAGACUUUUCUAGCAACUUCUCGCCAGUGAGCCCCAAAGAUCCCUUGAGGAGCAAUUCCCCGGUAGCCAUGGAGACCUGCAUAGAGACAGGGGACCCCCUGGGUGUCACCGCAUCAAUGCAUGCUGAAGAAACUGACCAGUGGCCAGGGGAUGAGGCAGCCCAGCCACCCAGCUCCCCUGGAGGGAAGGCUGGGGGCCGUUCAGAUGCAGAGGAGACGGUCACCACUGAAACGGUCACCAACGGCUCUAUGAAGGAGACCGUUAGCCUUACUGUAGAUGCCAAAACGGAAACCGCUGUUUUCAAGAGAGUGUUGAAAUCUUAUCGUGAGGACGAGAAGUUGUCUACCUCAGAGGACGCAUCUGCCAAGUACGUUGUGGGGGAGAGUGGAACACCAGAGAAGGGGGUCCCUGCCUCAGUCCAGACUGCCAGCAACUGUCUGAAACUAAGUGCAAAACAUUCAGAUGAUGCUGUUAAUGGUCCACUGGAAGAUGGAACAACGAUGGACGAAGCCAAAAGAGAGCCGAGUGUGGCUUCACCAGAGGCAGUUGUGAACGGCCCGGCGUGAUGUGCAGUUCCUACCAGCCUGUUCCUGCCACGCACAGCUUUUCGCCUGGUCCACCAGUAGAGGGCAGUGCCAGUCCAGAGUCAGAGCUGCUGCACUAACCACCAGAUCAGGACCAGCAAUAUUCACAUUAGGCUAUACAGACAGUUGUACAGACAGUUGGAUGAAGAGAGACCUACUCUAAUGGAUACAGAUUUUUUUUUUUAUUUGUUUAUAUACUAUUGUUCUUAUGAGGUGAUCUGUCUGAAAUCUUGCCACUCAAAGUUAGUCAUGUUGCGAUAGUUAAAAUGAUUGUAUGAAUAAAAAUAUUUUAUAAAAAGAAAAUGUAUACAGAAACGGCAGAUUAAUAACUGAAAUUUACCAAUUGGAACACUCGGUGUGACCUAAAGAAAAUAGCAUUCCCCUUCUGCACAAAUCUGAAGUCUUUAUUUCCAGGUAAAUGCAACAGUUACUAUAAUGUUAAUCGGCAACCCAUGUUGGUCUAUUUAUCAGUACACUUGUUGUUAGGGAAUCAAAAGGAUUUUAAAUAUUCAAAGUUUAUUUUGCCACAGGUAUUAUUUGUAAAUGUUUCUUGUAUACUUUCAACAUGAGCAAGAUUGGAAAACCUUUGGUAUAGUUUUUAACUUAAUUUAUUAAGGUAGAUUAUAAUGUUCUGUUACUAAGAGCCAUACACAUGUUCUCUCCCCAUGACAACAUUAAACUGUACAAACCCCGAGGCGAACAACUGUACGAAGUUGCAUGUAGCUAGUGAGUGUUAACACUGUCUGAAGGCUUGUGGUAAAUGGGUCCCAUUAUACAACUUUUCCCAUAUUACUCAAGUCAACCUUUCUACCUGCAAAAUUAUGGGGUUGUAAUGAAUAUUCUUGGUAUUGCUUCAAUCAUGCAUCAUUGAUUCUUUUUAAUAAAAAAGGUAUCUGUGCCAGCAAUGGAAAGGGGAUGAACUAUAUAAGGACUUACCCUAUUUUAUUGGAUAUUGAAUUUAAAUUGUGAUCAUCUCAAGAUAAUUAUUCCUAUAAUUUCAGGGCAUUAUUUGAUUAAUCUCUGUUCACUUUGAUUACUACUUGUCACUGUUGUUUGGACCUGUUCCUUCCAAGGCUGUUCUGUAGUGUGGUGUUACUGUUUGGACGGGUCAUGUGGCAGGUCUGUGUCUAUCAGUCUGUACAGCUACUGCUGAAGAGUUAAGAUGCGAAUGGGCUGGUUGAUGAUCAGUGGGGUUGACUUUAAAACCGUAGCCCACCAACACUUGAAACAUGUUUAAUGAUGAUAAGCUAUUAUACAUACACAGGGAAAUAUCUGCUUCUAUAUUUUCCAGAUUGAUUGGUCAUUAGGUUUGUUGUACGGUCAAGCACUGCUCAGUCACUCUUAUCAUGUGGCCUUCUCAAAUGAACAACUCCUUUCCUGAAGACCCUCUGACACCACCUUCACAAACACAAGGACAUGAUUGAUGUUUCUUUAGCAGAUACACAUUGGUAACAUUAAAUAUGUAUGUUAAUAUAAUAUACAGUUAAUUACAUGAACGUAUACUUAACUGUUUUCAGUAAUCCUGAACAAUCAUGUCUAGAUGCUGCUGGGAGAGGAAAUCUGAAGUCAAUUUACUUAUAUUUCUUGUAAAGCUUGUGUUCUGUGUAUUUAAAGGGAUAGUUUGGUCUAGAUUUAUAAGUUAAAUUCCACUUAGCCUGAGUUCUUGAAGACCCACUGAGUCAUUUUCCACAAGCCAUUCACAUGUCCCAGUGUGGAAUUAGCAUUUUCUGAUUUAAUUAAUUGAAAAUGCUUCAGUACCCACAAAAGCUUAGCAAACCUUGGAGAAGAAACACUCCAAAACAGACUGGGAAAGAGUUCAAUAAUGGCUUUUUG
Messenger RNA from Esox lucius (northern pike), 5013 nucleotides. It is a transcript of the gene ppp6r3, whose product is annotated as protein phosphatase 6, regulatory subunit 3. Lineage: Eukaryota; Metazoa; Chordata; Actinopteri; Esociformes; Esocidae. The transcript is spliced from 26 exons. The record is from RefSeq and is a predicted model, not a curated record. Gene Ontology annotation, molecular function: protein phosphatase binding; protein phosphatase regulator activity. Gene Ontology annotation, cellular component: nucleus; cytosol. The coding region runs from base 373 to 3162 and encodes 929 amino acids.